This is a messenger RNA of Drosophila novamexicana, 1404 nucleotides long. RefSeq names its product histone-lysine N-methyltransferase, H3 lysine-79 specific. Bases 334 to 1080 code for a protein of 248 amino acids. The record is from RefSeq and is a predicted model, not a curated record. NCBI's taxonomy places the organism in Eukaryota, Metazoa, Arthropoda, Insecta, Diptera, Drosophilidae. The transcript has 3 exons.
AAAAAUGCUAAGGAAUCAAGAACGUGGAACAUUUGAAUAAAAAUCAGAAAAUCACGUUGUGUUAAGUAGAGUAUUCAGUUUGAGAGCUAUAUACCUAGAAUUCGCAUUCGUUCGUGUAGUGUGGAAAUAAGAAGGGAUCUCGCGUUCCAUAUUACAUGCUUUCAAAAAUAAACAUAGGGAAAGCUAAAUAAAGCAACGAGAAAACGAAGCAGGUUUUGAGAAAAUUUUGUGUCAACCCGGACAACUAUAUUUUUUUCAGUCACACCCAUAAUAAUAAUUAUAAUCAAAUUCUACGCUUAACAAUCGAAAAGUCGUCAAGGGGACAGAACAAAUAUGUCCAGACUUCUGAUGGCCGCCCCAUCGCGGCUAUCCCGUGAGAUGCGCACCAAUCGAUUGAACAGUUUGGUAAACGUAACGCGACAAAUGGCCACCAAGACACCCAGCAAGUCGACGGCAGCCAAGUGUCCGGCACCGGAGCCACCGAAGCUGAAGCCUGGCUACUUUCCUAGCGGUGGGACUCAUGCCGUCUUCAGUGAUAUGCCCAAGCCGGAGGGCGACUUUAUGAAGGCAUGGCAUGCCAAGAACUCCAAGUACAAUAUGGUUCUGCUGAGCGGGAUCUUGGCCGUAAUUGGCAGCAUUGUGUUAACCGUGACCUCGGGUAAGAUGCCUCUGUUUGCCGAUGUGCCCGAUUAUCCGUACACCGAAGACGAGAUGGAAGAGUUCGCAGUGGAAGAACAGCGCCGGCAGGAGGAGAAGGAGGCGCGCGAGCAGCUGCAUCAGGAUAUGGUCGAGGCUAAAGAAUUGAAAAUGCGACGUCGCAAAGCCAAGGAGGCCAUGGCACGUGAGGUGGAGCUAAUGCAAAAGGAUCUCGACGAAGGCGUAACCGACAAUGAAAUGGCUGAGCUUGUCAAACUGACACAGGAGCGCGAAGAGUUCGAGAGCUGGGAGAAGGAGGAAAUGAAGCGCCUCGAGGAGAAAGAAAAGGAACGCGACAAAAUCAAAAAGGAAAAGGAAAAGGCCAGACAAGAGCAGCUAAAGCAAAUCGAAAAGGAACGAAAGGAGCGCCAAAAAGCCAACUAACCUCCACUCGCAAUCCAUAUCCACAUACAACAACACGCACGUUCUCAUGUUCCACAGCAAUAGGCCAUAUUAUUGUUGGCCCAAUAAGUUAAUUUCCACUUGCUUCCAACACUUAAAACAAGAACAAAAGCACCAAAACUCAAAUAUAUAUAUAUGGUGUAAACAAAUCAAGAACAAGAACUAAAUAACGCAAACAACAACACAACAGCAAUAUAAAAGGUAAAAUGAAUAAUAGUUAAUUAAUUAAUUUAAUUAAUUCAACAAUUUCAUAUGCUUUGGCAAAUGGUUAAGAAUAAAUAUUGUAAUUGUUGUUGUUGGUAAAAA